Molecule: messenger RNA, 441 nt
Organism: Nestor notabilis (Kea)
Lineage: Eukaryota; Metazoa; Chordata; Aves; Psittaciformes; Psittacidae
Product: bifunctional coenzyme A synthase-like
Biological process (GO): coenzyme A biosynthetic process
Molecular function (GO): ATP binding; dephospho-CoA kinase activity
Source: RefSeq, a predicted model, not a curated record
CAAGCCCCUGCCUUGCCUUCGCGCCCGUACGUGAUCGGCCUGACCGGAGGAACCGGGAGUGGGAAAACGUCCAUCGCCAAGCUCCUGGGGCGCCUGGGAGAGUUCCUCAUCGCAGCCGACAAGCUGGACAACCGUCUCUAUGUCCCCGGUUUUGGCCCUGCCUACAAGCAGGUGGUGGCGACCUUUGGCGCAGAAAUCCUGCAUGAAGAUGGGACAAUCAACAGGAAAGUCCUUGGGGCCAAAGUGUUUGGAAACCAGGAGCGGCUGAAGAGUCUCACAGACAUCGUGUGGCCUGAGAUAGCUCGGAUGGUGAAGGAGCAGAUCAGGGAGGCAGAAGCUCAAGGAAAGGCCGUGUGCGUGCUGGACGCUGCCGUGCUGCUGGAGGCGGGCUGGCAGGACAUGGUCCAUGAGGUGUGGACGGCCGUCAUCCCGGAGGACGAG